AUGCGCCUGCACGUGGUGCCGCCCUCGUACCUCACCGGGGUCGCAGCCUUGAGUCGCCUCUUCACUUCGCCCAUGAUGAUGCAGACCCCCAACUGCAGCAGCGACAACUCGUCAUCCCCGGGGCCGCACAGCCCCGAAGUCCCCAGCACGGCCGAGGAAUCGGACAGGCGGAAAAAAUUGCAGUUCGUUUCGAAGACUGCUUUGUCUGAAGAUGAGGAGGAGGAAGAAGACGAGGAGGAUGAAAUUAGUGUGGGGUGUCCGUCGCCGCGGCCCGAGGAAGAUCUCCGAACGGCCCCUGUUUCUUCUUCCUGUGACGAGGAUGAUUAUUUCAAACCGUUGAAAAGACUCAAAAUGAUGCAGCUGGAGCAGGAAAGGCUUCAGCAGCAGCAACAACAAUUAUUGUCACCACCGCCGGCCACGGCCUUUUCACCGUCUGUAUUUCUGCAGGCGGCGGCCAAAAGUCUGCAGCAACAGCAGCCGCCGCAGGGCGUCAAGUCCUUCUCGAUCCUGGACAUCCUGAGUCACCACCCUUCGCGCAAACAGGACGCCGCGAGUCGCAUCGUCCGGCCGUGGGACCUCGGCUCGCCGCCGCCCUCCUCCACCACCUCCAGCGGCCGCCUCCGGAGGCCGCAAUCGGCCGACUCUUCCAGUUCGAUUGCCGACAGCGAGGACCUCAGCCCGGCGGCGACGCCUUCGUCCGGCACCUCCUCUGGUCACCACCAGCAGCGCCGACCGGCGGCCACAGCCUCGGCUAAGAACAACAACUCGCCGCUCGACGCGCUCUUCCAGAUGACCAGCAAGACUUUCAAUGACUUCAAUGGCAGUAAUGAUGGUGACGGCAGUUCGAGCCACCUAAACCUUUUCAACUCGCGGCAGCAGCCGAAGAAGAAGCGCAAGUCGCGGACGGCGUUCACCAACCACCAGAUCUUUGAGCUGGAAAAGCGGUUCCUGUACCAGAAGUACCUGUCGCCGGCCGACCGCGACGAGAUUGCGCUGCAACUGGGCCUGAGCAACGCGCAGGUCAUCACGUGGUUCCAAAACCGGCGGGCCAAACUGAAGCGCGACCUCGAGGAGCUGAAGAAGGACGUCGAGUCGGCCAAAAUCCUCACGGCGCACAAGUCCUUCCUCGAGAACGUCCAAGACCUGGGCCUGCUGAAGAAGAAGGUCGAGGAGUGCAAGAGUGCGGCGGCCGCGGCCGCCGUCAUGGCCGCGGCCGUCGCCGCCUCGAACGCCGAGAAGUGA
Molecule: messenger RNA, 1242 nt
Organism: Neocloeon triangulifer
Lineage: Eukaryota; Metazoa; Arthropoda; Insecta; Ephemeroptera; Baetidae
Product: hematopoietically-expressed homeobox protein HHEX-like
Exons: 2
Coding region: 1-1242 (413 amino acids)
Biological process (GO): regulation of DNA-templated transcription
Molecular function (GO): DNA binding; DNA-binding transcription factor activity, RNA polymerase II-specific
Source: RefSeq, a predicted model, not a curated record